UCAAGAAGGUUGAUUACAAUGGAAGAUCCUUCUUGUAGUGGUCUAACCUCGAUCAUGCACCUGCCUGAUGAUUGUCUGUUCUUCAUAUUCCAAUGGCUAGAUUGUACCACGGAUCGCGAGUCAUUUGGCUUGACUUGCCGCCGGUGGCUUCAAAUUCAGAACCUUAGCCGCCGUUCCUUACAGUUUGCAUGUUCGUUCACCCAUUUGAGCCUUUCUUCAUUAGCUCAUCCCAAUUUUAACGUUAGCCCCUUCCAACUCCAUAGGCUGCUCACCCGCUUUCAGCAUUUACAAUCUCUGUCUCUAUCCGGUUGCUUAUACCUUCCCAAUUCAGGCUUGACACCACUGCAGCAUUAUGGUUCAAACUUGCAAGCUAUUCAUUUUGAUUGUUGUUUUAGCAUCACCGAUCAUGGAGUUUCCCUGGCUGCUGCUGCUUGCCCAUUGCUGGUGGUAGUUAGUCUGUAUCGAUGCCAUGUUACUGAUGUUGGGUUAGAAAGUUUGGCCAAUGCUUGCUCAGGUCUAAAACAAUUGAACCUUUCACACUGCUCAAAGAUUUCCGACUUUGGAUUAGGGGCUCUUUCACGAGGAUGCCGUCAACUCCAAGCUGUUAGAAUAUCUUUCUGCAGCGGCUUAACUGGCAUUGGCUUUAGAGGAUGUUCAUCUACUUUAGCUUAUGUAGAAGCUGAAAGUUGUAGUCUUGAGCCAGAUGGGAUAGAGGCAAUAGUGAGUGGAGGCGGGAUAGAGUAUCUAGACGUUUCUUGUAUAAAUAAAAUUAUUUUUCCCGUAAAGGGGCCUCAUAUCGAAGAUGUCUUUGCAGCAAUUGGAGGAGGGUUUGCCUCGAGCCUUAGAAUCCUAAACUUCCGAAUGUGCAGAACUGUCCGUGACGCAUCUAUUUUGGCAAUUGCAAAGGGGUGUCCACAACUUCAAGAGUGGAAUUUAGCAUUAUGUCACGAGGUAAAGAUAUCUGGAUGGAUGUCUAUUGGGACGUACUGCAACAAGCUGGAGAAACUCCAUGUGAACCGAUGCCGGAACUUAUGCGAUCAGGGGUUGCUGGCUUUGCGGAAUGGGUGCCGACAGCUCUCUGUUUUGUACAUGAACGGGUGUGUUAGGCUCACUUCUACAGCAAUAGAGUUAUUCAAAUUUUACAGAGGCGAUGUUAAUAUCAAGGAAGAAGAAGUUGUGUGUAUAGCGCCAAGCUGGGCGUUUAGAUGAUUAGAAAUCAGUAAUAUUUAUCUGACUGGGGUCAGAUGAGAAGAGAUGGAUCUUCUGAAGAUUGAACUUUUCUCGACUUGUGUGUUUUCCUCCCUGAGGAAGUUCUUUUUUCUUCUGUUUUAUUGUUGAAAACUUGGGAUUUACUUAUACUAUUUCUGGACAGAUUCGUUAUAUUAUAAACUAACGAAUUGCAUACAGAAUUUGUUUAAAAU
Molecule: messenger RNA, 1421 nt
Organism: Morus notabilis
Lineage: Eukaryota; Viridiplantae; Streptophyta; Magnoliopsida; Rosales; Moraceae
Product: F-box/LRR-repeat protein 12
Exons: 1
Coding region: 19-1209 (396 amino acids)
Biological process (GO): SCF-dependent proteasomal ubiquitin-dependent protein catabolic process
Cellular component (GO): SCF ubiquitin ligase complex
Molecular function (GO): protein binding
Source: RefSeq, a predicted model, not a curated record